Molecule: messenger RNA, 4256 nt
Organism: Electrophorus electricus (electric eel)
Lineage: Eukaryota; Metazoa; Chordata; Actinopteri; Gymnotiformes; Gymnotidae
Gene: git1
Product: G protein-coupled receptor kinase interacting ArfGAP 1
Biological process (GO): regulation of ARF protein signal transduction; synaptic vesicle recycling; brain development
Cellular component (GO): synapse; postsynapse; neuron projection
Molecular function (GO): GTPase activator activity; small GTPase binding
Source: RefSeq, a predicted model, not a curated record
ACACAGUAGCUGUCUACUGCCUCCCUGCUACCCACCACAGACUGACACAAGGGGCGAGAGACGUCACAGAGAGACAGUAUGCAGCUUGCCACAGCCUUCAAACGUGUGUAACGUUAGGGUGCAGGAUGUAAAUAAAAUGUGUUUUGUUAUUCCCCUUAGGUUUUGGUCUAGAUAUGGGGCAUGGAUAAAAAUCAAAAUAGCAUUAAAGAUAGACAUUCAUGAUUAUAUAGGUAAUGACAUAAGUAUUCUCUGGUUCAAACGGUAGGUAUUUGUAUUCUUUAACGAAGUCUAAACCCCUUGCUUUAAAAGCAGAGGACAGUAAAAAACGGGAUAAAGAAGGGUGAGGACCGGGAAUACUGGAAAGCUCUACGCCGGCUUCCGGACAUUCGGGGCGGCAUCAAAGCUGCAGUCAUCGCUAACUGGGACGCCAAACAUCGUCGAUAUAGGAUUGUAAAUCGCAUCAAAUUGUAAAGGGUGGUAUUUUACCAUGUCCAGAAAAGUCCAAAGAAGCGAGGUGUGUGCCGACUGCAGUGCGCCAGAUCCCGGCUGGAGCAGUAUAAACCGAGGGGUGCUGAUCUGCGAUGAGUGCUGCUCUGUGCACCGGAGCCUUGGGCGGCACAUCUCCAUUGUUAAACACCUUCGGCACAGUGGCUGGCCCCCUUCCUUGCUACAGAUGGUGCAGACCUUGGCCAGUAAUGGUGCAAACUCCAUUUGGGAGCACUCCUUACUGGACCCUGCACAAGUACAAAGUGGUCGCAGGAAACCAAACCCACAAGAUAAAGUCCACCCCACCAAGUCUGAGUUCAUCCGUGCCAAGUAUCAGAUGCUAGCCUUCGUCCACAAACUGCCCUGCCGUGAUGACGAUGGGGUCACCACCAAGGACCUCAGCAAGCAACUGCAUUCAAGCGUGCGAACGGGGAGUCUGGAGACGUGUUUACGGCUGCUGUCUCUCGGGGCUCAGGCCAACUUCUUUCACCCUGAGAAGGGCACCACGCCACUGCAUGUGGCCGCCAAGGCUGGCCAGGUCCUGCAGGCGGAGCUGCUUGUGGUGUACGGAGCUGACCCUGGAGCACCGGACAUCAACGGCCGCACGCCCAUGGACUAUGCUAGGCAGGCGGGCCAGGUGGAGUUAGCCGAGCGCCUGGUCGAGUGCCAGUACGAGCUGACGGAUAGGCUGGCCUUCUACCUGUGUGGUCGACGCCCAGAUCACAAGAAUGGGCAUUAUAUCAUCCCUCAGAUGGCAGACAGAGCUCGCCCUAAGUGCCCGACACAGAGCCUGGAUCUCUCUGAACUGGCUAAGGCUGCCAAGAAGAAGCUCCAAGCGCUGAAUAACCGCUUGUUCGAGGAGCUGGCCAUGGACGUGUAUGAUGAGGUAGACCGCAGGGAGAAUGACGCCGUGUGGCUGACGACUCAGAACCAUAGCACGCUGGUCACGGAGAGGAGUGCUGUCCCUUUCCUGCCGGUCAACCCCGAGUAUUCGGCCACACGCAACCAGGGUAGACAGAAGUUGGCCCGUUUCAACGCACGGGAGUUCGCCACCCUCAUCAUUGAUAUCCUCAGCGAUGCUAAGCGACGGCAGCAGGGCAAGAGCCUGACAAGUCCCACCGAGCCUCUUGAUGUGGGCCAGCCAGACGACGACCAGCACGACUACGACAGUGUAGCCUCAGACGAGGACACAGACAGCGAGCUGACCACGCAAAACAACACCAACGCCCAGCGCAGCAACCGCGCCAAGAGUAUGGACUCAUCAGACCUGUCGGACGGGCCCAUCACGCUGCAGGAGUACCUGGAGGUGAAGAAAGCCCUGGCCUCCUCUGAGGCCAAAGUCCAGCAGCUCAUGAAGGUCAACAACAACCUGAGCGAGGAGCUAAGGAGACUUCAGAAAGAGAUCUCACGGAUGCAGACGGAGAACAUUGUACUGCGGGGGGCCCAGGCUGGGGGGCCGGGGGCUCUGGGCGGUGGCGGCGGCCCGGUGCUGUGGCCUGGCGGGGCCAGAGGAGUGACGGGGGGAGGUAGUGUAGGAGGGGUGGGUGACUCCACCCUGGCUACGCCCUCCUCGGCCCCGCUGCGAAGGGACCGGCAGGCCUUCUCCAUGUAUGAGCCCGGAGCGGCUGCCCCCAAAGCCCUCGCCCCAGCGCUGGACUCCCUGACCGGUCACCUGCAGCCUCUCGGUCCCAGUGUACGAAAAGGGGUUCCUGUAGGCCCCUCCUCUUAUGGAGGACCACACCUAUCAGCAUCCAUGGAAGUGGGGAGAUAUAUGGCUGCAAAACCAGAGAAACAUGGUAGCGGCACAGACAGCGAUUAUGACAACACCCAAACAUAUGACCCCUCACUUGGUGUGGGCCGCAGCAGUGAAGAGGAGAGCCGAGGGGAGGUAGAGGAGUGUGAUGCAGGUGAGCCAGAUCCCACGCUGCCUUGUACCGAGGAUGUGAUUCUGAAGACGGAGCAGGUCACCAAGAACAUCCAGGAACUCCUGCGAGCAGCUCAGGAGUUCAAGCAUGACAGCUUCGUGCCGUGCUCCGAGAAGAUCCACUCAGCCGUGACUGAAAUGGCCUCUCUGUUUCCUAAGAGGCCGGCGCUGGACGCCGUGCGCUCCUCACUGAGGCUGCUGGCGGCCAGCGCCUCGCGCCUGCAGGUGGAAUGUCGCAAAGCUGCACCGUCGGAGCCGGCAGCCAGCGCUGUGGACUACCAGCUCCUCACGCAGCAGGUCAUCCAGUGCGCCUACGACAUCGCCAAGGCUGCCAAGCAACUUGUCACCAUCACCACCCGCGAGAAGAAGCAGUGACUUGGGAGGGUGAUUGGCCACGGCAGGCCCUGGUGGGCAGGGGCUUGGAACUGAACGGGAGGCGGGCAUGGGGUGCACACCACAGGAACGGGACAGGAGGGGACACACCAGUGGUGAAGGGAGGGACUGGAAACUGGAAUCGAAUCACAGGGAGCUACUGAGGAUCAGAACAAAAUGGAUAGUGGAUAGAGAAAUGACGUUGUAUGUUGACAUGCAUGUUGUAUGUCAGGGAUGAUGAAAAUAUCUAAGGAAUGAAAGAAAGAGUUGGAUAUGGCAAAAGUGUCAAAGGAAGCUCCGAGCAGCUCUCACCACCGAAACAGAGAGAGGGUGGCAUCUUGGGAGACCCCUGUAGGAGCGGCUCAAAACAUCUCAUUUUUCUUCUUCUGCUGUUAUUGGGAACCUUUUCUCUUUUACACACACGCCUGCACACAAGUACAGUCCAGUGCUGGUGGCCUUUCAGCACACUCAUGCUGCUCUUCUUUUUUUUUUUUUUUUUUUUUUUGGUUUGCGCAUUCAAUACUGAGACACACACACACACACACACACACACACACACACACUCAUACACUCAUGGAAGCACACUCAGCCAGACCUGUUCCAGAGAACUAGAUCACAGCCCCUAGCACCAUCGCGUGUGUGCUCCUUCCCCUUCCUCCUUUCUCUUGGCUUUCAUUUUGCUUAAUCUUCCUCCUUCCUUGAUCCACAUUUAUUUUUGUAUGCCACUCCUUUGGCCUGUACCUCUUGGGAGAAACGCUCAGACUUAAUACGGAAACACUUACACUGGAAUUAUUGUAAUGUUUAUGAUGAUAGUUUUGUAUUAAUGUUAUGAUUAUCAUUGUCAUUGAUAUUUUGUUAAAUGUAAAUUUAUUAUUUUUUUUUUUUUCUUUUAUUUGUAUCUCACUUGGUCACGAGGGGGGCACUCAGCUCUUAUUCACAGUAUUGGGGUGUACACAAAUCUGUGAAAAGAUUCCAUAUGAUCACAGCGAACCCUCACCUGCACUCCAGGGGAAGACGUUUUGAUCCCUGAAAGCCCCCCUGCACAGGUGAGUGAGAGGGAGAGGGAAGAAUGGUGGUGAGUGGUGACCCUCUCUCUUUUGAGCACAAAAUGACAACAUCCGGCACUUAGCUGGAAAGCUUACGUGUGCCAGUGGAAGGAGGGAUGGCCAGCUGUUGCGCCAGCACCAUGGCCCAUGCCUCCAAUCAUCUCAUCUUGGGCCCCAGCACUAUGGGGCCACGCUGAGGAAAGCACAGACGUGUUAGCUCAUUGGUUUUGCUUUCACCAGCCAGGGAACAGAAGUUGUGUAUGAAGAGCUCUGGUCACAUGUUCAAUCUCCUGCUCUUCCAUCAUACUUCCUUUGACAGUACCAAAUUGGCUUCUUUAGUAGUGUAGGGAGUUGGGGAACAUUUAUGUGAACUCUUAUUUUAUUUUGGACCAGUUGUUUUGUUUUAUCUAGUAAGCUUUAUCCUAUAU